GCGAUACAGGAAAUAAAAUGUAAACAAUGGCAAAUUGGCAACAAAUUCUUGCAUUAGAUGCUAAAUAUAAUGCAUAUAGAGCUCCAAACAAUCCACCAUUCAGAACUUUGUACAUUAAACGAAGAAGCCAGCUUCUUCGAGAAAGUGCCAGUGAUCCAGAGAAAGACCAAUCUGCGAGAAAGGAUUACAUACACACCCGAGCACGACUGCUAGCGACCAAAUAUGGCAGUCCUGCAUUCUCGGACCAAGGGAGCAUCAAGAGCAGGUCAUUCAGCUUUGGUGGCAGAAGCAUCAGCAAAUCAACUAUUGAGAGUAUGGAGCCUAAGAUGGGUGAGGCGCGAAAAUUUCACAGACGUCAGCGAAGCAGUGGUUCGGUAAAGUUCAACCUGGAUGGACCAAUGAAGAGGAUCUAUGACAGCAUUGAGGUUGUUCCUACCAAAGAGGCAGAAGCAAGCAGGGCAAUGGGAGGAGACAAGACAGUGUCAGAAAACUAUGCCUUUGCUGGCAUGCACCAUAUCUUUGAUCAACACACAGAUGCUGUAACGAGUGUGAAGUUUGCAAAUGAUGACAAGAGUCGUGUGGCGUGCUCGUCAGUCGAUGGGACGUUAUCUGUGUGUCAGGUGAUACCUCCACCAGCCACAGUCAUAUGUAUGCUGAAAGGACACACAGAGGCUGUCUCAGACUUUGCAUGGUCACUUUCCAAUGACAUCAUUCUGUCUGUGUCGUUUGACGGAACAGCCCGACUGUGGAAUGUGGCAUCAGGGGAGUGUAUCCGAGUCAUCAAGGACAUAACUGGGGCCGAACUCCACUCUUGUCUCUUCCAUCCUCUUAAUAAUAACAUGUUUGUUACGGGAAAUAGCAAGUGUUUUGUACAGAUCAUCAAUCUUUCAACUGGGAAAGGCUAUAAAGGUGGCAGCUGUAAGAUCACGGGUCAAGCCCUGUCACUGGCCUUUGACCCGACAGGGGUGAACCUGUGGGUGGGGGAUGAUAAGGGGUCACUGUCGGCAUUCAAAGUAGAUCUGGCUCAUGGGAAACUCAUCCGGACUCGGAGGGUGUCAGUGUGUGAGGGGCAUGCAGUGACAAGUAUUUGUGCCCGGGCGUGGGUGAGCCGGGAAGCCCGUGAGCCCUCUCUCCUCGUCAACUGUGCUAUCAACUCUCUCUGUCUCUUCAGAAUCUCAUCAGAUGGAAGUCUUCAGCUGAAGAAGCGAUUCUCUAUACGUCAGAAGUUCUCGAGGAUACGCAGCACCUUCUGUCCCCUCAUGUCCUUCAGACAGGGGGCCUGUGUCAUUUCCGGUAGUGAGGACAUGUGUGUGCAUUUCUUUGACAUUGGGAAGGAGAAGAAAGCUUGUGUUAACAAACUGCUGGGCCACUCUGCCCCAGUGCUGGAUGUCUGCUUUAAUUGUGAUGAAAGUUUGCUUGCCUCCUGUGAUGCCCAGGGAAUGGUUAUUAUAUGGAAACGGGAGGGCAAACAGGGAGUGCUUUGAACCCUGGACUGCAUUUCCUAGUACUGUUGUCUUAUGGUUGUUGCAUUAUGUUGUUGGGGACUGGGAGGUUAGGCAUUAUGUGGGCAUUAUGUUGCCCUGGAAACCAACUGCACAGCCUGGCAAAGGUGAAUGGCUGUCUAGUUUGUGAUAUACAGUCUAAACUCGUUAUGUCGACUUUGUCGGGACCUAGGGAAAAAAGUCCAGAUAAUGAACACUCAACACAUCCGAAUUACAAAAAAGUAUCACCAAUCCCAACACAUAUGAGUUUGAUAUAUGUCCGACCUCUGACUUCUGCAAAUGAACGGUCUUGUUAUGGCCGUGGAUAAACGUUUAGCAAACAUAUUUUUUAAAUAAAGGGAUAUAAAAAUGAAUUAUUUGUGCCAAAUUUAUUUAAUUCACGUUUAUUGAUUACACAAAUCGGAAAUGAAACUACAAUUAAAUACACUUGUAUAUUGUAAGAAAACGGUAAAGCACAUAUGACAACAACUUAAAAUAGCACAUUUGUUAUGCCCGUUGGUUUUCUACUUGCAGUAUAGAGGAAUUACUUCGUCACGUAACUUUCAAUGUUGUCGAAUUUAUGUCGUCAACCUAAAUUAUAUAGCUUGAUCAAGAAAAGACUCUUUUAUCUAAAACAUAAACAAACAACUUUAAUUAUUCACACUUUCCAAUUAUCCUCCAAUUAUGACAGGUGGUUACUUUUACAAGCACGGUAAUUUAGCGACAUGCCGCAAACUUUCAUAACAAUUUUCGCACCUAAAACUCUUAUCUACAGUUUGACAUAAGGGACAAGGAAAAUGUGUGAUAUUCGACCACGGGGACUGAAAUAGGAGGUCCACAUAGCAAAAAAAUCGAGAUAGAAAAACCGACACAAGCAGUGUUAUUUCAUAUAGAUUAAGAAGGAAUAAAUUCGGGACCGGAGAAAAAAGUCAACAUAACCGGAAAGUCGAGAUAUCAGACGUCGACAUAGCGAGUUCAGACUGAAUAAGUAUAUACCCUUAUGACAAUAGUUAUCAUAAUAUGUAAAUGUGAACCUGACAGAAUGUAAUCAAUCAGAAAAAUUGGCUAUUCCCCUUGUUUAACAGUGAGUGUUGGAGGGGGGAAAUAUGGUUUGUUGCUUUUCCAGCAUCAGCAUUGGCUUUUCACUAUUUGACAUUAAUUUGUAUUUAUUAUUUUAUAAGUUAACAUAAAUUGGGGUUGUGACUUUACAUUAUCAUUAUAAGGGUUGAUAUAUUAUAUAUAUAUAAUCUAGGUUUGUAAAAACUGUUUUGGUUGUCUAACAAGUAAUCUACUAGUUUCUGUUGAAUGCUUAGUUUUGUAUUUACCUUUUCAAGCCAACUUCCAUACAAUGUUUAAAGUUUAACAUUCUGCUUUGGAGGAUUUCCUUGUGAUGAAACCAAUGCAUAUAUUGGAGUCAUAUUAUCAAUGAUCGUCAGACAAAAUAUCUUUAGUUGAAGAAUUAAAGUUUAUUAUUAAGUGAGUGUCAUAAUUUAAAUUGAAUAUUUUACUUGCAAAAACAUAAUAUAUACACUUUGAAUACACUGACCAAAAAGGAUAUAUUAAUUUGAAAAGGGAAUCUGAUAUGUUACAUACAUAGAUUUAUUAUUUGGAAUUUAAUCUGUGAGUUUUAUUUCAAGGAUUCUACUGCAGUAACAAGAAACAAACAAACCACUGAAUGAAAAGAUUUUACUUCAUGAUCACAUGAUUGUUAAAACCAUAACAUGAUCUUUAAAAUGACAAGACUAUUGAAAUUUAAAAGAGAUAUUUCUAAUUGUAAGAAAUCACACAAAAUAAUAUUUGUUUUCAAAAUAAUUUCAUGGUUUUCUGGAAAGUUAAAUUAAAAAAUAAUUAAAAACCUAAUUUUGUUGUUGAUUGUUCUGCAUGCUGACUUUACAGUGAAACCCAGAAUAAUCAAGUUCCAAAUAAAACUAACUGUUCCGACCUAGUUGCGGUAACAUCUAAAGGUUUACAAAUUGGGACACUUAGUUGUUGGAUCAUUUAUGCACACGUACAUUCCAUGCUCUUGCAAGAUUUUGUGAUUGGUCAACAAUCUUUUAAAUUUACAUGCACUAACAUUACAGUAUGACUGUGUCAUAAUCAUUGAUUCUUCAUACCUGUAGUUUCUGAACUGUGCAAUAUGUUGCUGGAUUUAUUAUUGUCAAUGAAUAAAUACCUGUUGCUUAUAUAAUUAUUGUUAUAAUAAAAGAUACGAUUUUUCCUUUUA
Mya arenaria is the source of this 3705-nucleotide messenger RNA. Its product is annotated as WD repeat-containing protein 13-like. Gene Ontology annotation, cellular component: nucleus. The record is from RefSeq and is a predicted model, not a curated record. Bases 27 to 1484 code for a protein of 485 amino acids. Gene Ontology annotation, molecular function: promoter-specific chromatin binding; protein binding. Lineage: Eukaryota; Metazoa; Mollusca; Bivalvia; Myida; Myidae. The transcript has 13 exons.